This is a messenger RNA of Spirometra erinaceieuropaei, 204 nucleotides long. NCBI's taxonomy places the organism in Eukaryota, Metazoa, Platyhelminthes, Cestoda, Diphyllobothriidea, Diphyllobothriidae. The record is from the annotation of a GenBank genome assembly.
AUGGCAGUUGCUGUUGAUGCUGUUGCAGACGAUGAUGACGAUAAUGACGACGACGAUGAUGGUGAUGAUGAUGAUGAUGAUGAUGAUGAUGAUGAUGAUGAUGUCGAGGACAAGGAUUAUUCCUAUGCAGAUGAUUACUUGGGGCGCAUGAGAGAGAACACUGGGCUUAACUAUAAUUUUGGAAGUUUGAGUAGUGUUGGAUGA